UCUACAUCUCCCACCCCAUCUUUACUUCUUUGUAUGUGCUAAAUAAGAAAAAGCAGAGAGACAAACCCCCCACCACUCUCCCCUCACCCCUCUUAUUUUUAUAUCUUCAUGGCUACAAGUCCACAAGAUAAUAUUUUCAGCCUGCCAAAUCUCAUGCUUCAAAUCACACAACAUCAAUUACUAGUUCUGAUCACAGGACUUGCAGCCAUAUGUAUCCUCCUAUAUCUUCUAUGCAGGAGAAAGGCCAGAAUCUACUUACUGGACUUCACUUGCUACCGAGCACCGGAUUCUUAUCGGAUACCCAUGUCCAUGUUCUUGGAGCAUGUCUUUCUUGACAACCAGUUCGACCCUGACAGCAUUGCUUUCCAAAUGAAGAUCCUAGAGAAAUCGGGAUUCAGUGGGGAAACUUGUGUUCCUCCUUCACUCAGCCAGCUACCUAUUAGAAAAUCACUCUCGUUUGCCAAAGAGGAGGCUACUACUGUAAUCUUCUCUGUGGUUGAAAAUCUGUUGAAGGAAAACAACAUAAACCCACAAAGCAUAGAUAUAUUGAUCUUGAAUAGUAGUGUGUUUUCUCCUACACCUUCCCUCAGUGCAAUGAUAGUCAGUAAGUUUAGGAUGAGGAGCAACAUCAAGAGUUUUAACCUUUCGGGCAUGGGUUGCAGUGCUGGAAUUGUGUCUGUUGGUCUAGCCAAAGAUUUGAUGAGGGUUCAUCAGAGCUCUUUGGCUCUAAUUGUGAGCACAGAAGUCCUAAAUCUAAAUUGGUACACUGGUAAGAUACGCUCCAUGUUGUUACCCCAAUGCCUCUUCCGAAUGGGGGGUGCAGCCAUAUUGAUGUCCAGCCGAAAUGAAGACAGGAAGACCGCAAAGUAUGAACUAAAACACCUUGUAAGAACAACCAAAGCACAGGAUGAUCAAUCUUAUGCUUGUGUCUUUCAGGAUGCCGACUUGGAAGAUAAAACCGGGGUAUCAAUAUCAAAGAGCAUACUGAAAGUGGCUGGGGAUGCCCUAAAGGCAAAUAUGAUCUCAUUGGGCCCACUAGUUUUGCCAAUUUCAGAACAAUUUUGGUAUGGUAUGUCCAUAGUUUGCCAGCAUGUACAGAUUUCAAGCAAGGCAAGCAUCUACAUGCCCAAUUUCAGAAAAGCUUUUGAGCAUUUUUGCAUACAUGCAGGAGGCAGAGCUGUUAUCCAGGCAAUGGAAAAAAAUCUUCAGUUGAGGAUAAAUGAUGUUGAGGCCUCUAAGAUGACUCUACAUAGGUUUGGAAAUACUUCAUCUUCUUCUGUUUGGUAUGAACUUUGUUACAUAGAGGCCAAAGGUAGGAUGAGAAGGGGUGACAGGGUUUGGCAAAUUUCUUUUGGGAGUGGAUUCAAGUGUAACAGUGCAGUAUGGAUAUGUAUUAACACUCCGGAGCCUAAGGUAGCCAAUGCAUGGAGAGAUAGGAUUCACUCAUAUCCUGUAGACCUACCAGAUAUUGUGAAGAUUAGUUAAGAAGAAUAAUUCAGCAACCACAUGUUAUGCAUUGCAACAUUUUCUAUUUGUAGUAGCCAAAAUGUAAUAUUUCUUAAUUUUAUACAUUUCCAAUUUA
Molecule: messenger RNA, 1582 nt
Organism: Malania oleifera
Lineage: Eukaryota; Viridiplantae; Streptophyta; Magnoliopsida; Santalales; Ximeniaceae
Product: probable 3-ketoacyl-CoA synthase 21
Exons: 1
Coding region: 109-1485 (458 amino acids)
Biological process (GO): fatty acid biosynthetic process
Cellular component (GO): membrane
Molecular function (GO): acyltransferase activity, transferring groups other than amino-acyl groups
Source: RefSeq, a predicted model, not a curated record